This is a messenger RNA of Heterobilharzia americana, 1513 nucleotides long. Lineage: Eukaryota; Metazoa; Platyhelminthes; Trematoda; Strigeidida; Schistosomatidae. The record is from the annotation of a GenBank genome assembly.
UAUAACUUGACGUGUCAGUAUAUUUUUUGAAAUUUUGGAUCUAAACCAUCAAGAUAAAGAAGAACAUAUACUCUAAGAUUUUGUCUCUAUGAGAAAAUCUUCAUUUGAGAAUGUUGUCGCUGCAUUUCAAUGUCCACUUGAACGACAGGUUUCAAUUUAAAGCAAGACAUCAAAAAUAAGUAAAUAAAGUGAAACCAGCCUUAAUGAACACUUUAUGUAUUCCUUCAAUCCAUCCACCAAUGUCAAAAAUCGGUCUUCAUUUUAAAUGUCAACAUAUUCGUGUAUUUUUCUUUUAUUCUUUUCUAUUCUAUUACAUUUUCCUUCAAAAUGGUAUCAUGAGUAAAUCACCUGUUGUGUCCGGAUUAAAAUAUACAAAAAGAACACUAUACUUGAAGAGUUUACUGUCGAAUACUGCUACACUCCCUCCACAUUCCUCCUAUCAUCAUUUCUACCACAGCUAUCAACAUCGUCAUCCAUAUUGGGCUAAUUAUUCUGCUACUAUUAUGAAGUCAAAGUUUUCCAAUGAUUAUGUUGAUAGUUCAUUUGGUUACCAUGACAAUUCACGUGUUCAGUGUGAUAAGUUACCUGAUAAUCUAUGUUUGCAAAAAUAUAAACGAUUUCUAACGUCUUAUGAGGAACAACCACAAUCACUAUCAACAGUAAAACCAAAAGAUUCAGAUACUAUUCAACAACACUUCAACUUGUAUGACGCUCACAAGUAUAGACGAAAUUUAAAACAACUUUCAAAGUUCAAUGAGCCUAGUCUUCUAAAUAAACUUCAUUUUUAUACAGAAAAUAAAAAAUUAUUACAUAUAAGUAAUUUAAUUGAAUCAAAUCAAAUCAGUUUAUCAAAAUGGCUAUAUCAGCUUAUGCAUCAAACAAAUUUAACAAAAAUUCUUGAUCUAACAGGAAAAUUAUCACAUUUAAUAUUGGAUGUAGCAUAUGAACGAGUUAAAUUUAUUCUUCUAUAUGAAUUUAAACAAACGUUACAAAAAUUGUUUGAAAUAGAGUCAUCAAAUGGAAAAUAUUAUACAAAAUCAUCAUCUAUUUCAAGAGAACUAUGGAGAAAUUUAAUUUAUAAUAACCUUUAUGCAGAAUAUAUUAUUAAUGAAUUCAAUUUACCUAUUGAAUCAUUGAAACCAAAGAUAAUACAAUCAAUUUUUAAUGAAAUUGAUUAUAAUGGAGAUGGAAAAUUUACACCAUCAGAAUUGGAAAUCUUUUUACAAUUCUAUGAAAUAAUACCUUAAUUCUUUAAAAGGAUUAUCAUUAAAUCGGUGUGCAAAAAUAAUUUUCAAAGACUACAACAACAUUUGUGCUAUGCAUAUGAUCAAACAAUUAAAUAAUAAUAAACAGAUUGCACAUUCCAAUUAAAAGUUCUUUCUUUAAUUACCUAUCAUUUAUUGCCCAUUCUUCUAGUGUCUACUACUCUAUUCUGUAAUAUACCUAGUCUGAUAUUACGUCGUUUUACUGUCGUCAGCUUUAUCAUCGUGAAACUAUCCUACUUCAUUGUGAA